Messenger RNA from Cetraspora pellucida, 1478 nucleotides. Lineage: Eukaryota; Fungi; Glomeromycota; Glomeromycetes; Diversisporales; Gigasporaceae. The record is from the annotation of a GenBank genome assembly.
AUGGCACAGUCAAAGAUAGGUGUUAUAGAAGAUGGGGAAUUUGCCUUGAGAUUAACUACCACUAAAAUGAGUGAUUCUAAAUUUACUUACAUGAAUUUUGAGGAAUGCAGUUCUUCUGAUGAAAAUCAGGAAGACUCUUUUAUUUUUGAUGAAGAUUCUUUUGCGAAUGCUCUUACAAGUGCUCGUCUUUUAUUGAAGAAAGAAAAUGAAGAUUAUAACAAUGAUGAUAAUUAUGAAAAUGAUGAAUAUAUCAACGAAAAUAACGAUGAAUAUAAUAAUAAAAAUAAUAAUGAGAAUAAUGACGACAAUGAAGAUAUAUAUAUAAGAAUAGCAAAUACCUCUACUCAAAGUUCGCUUUUAACGCCAUGUGCUGUUUUAGACAUUUUUGAAGGCAAUAUAAGGCGUUGUGGUGGUAAAACAAAUUUGUGGGCAUUGAAACAAAUGAUAGGAACAUGGGAGAUAGAUGGAGAUGCUAUCAAAGAAAUUAAAAAUAGCUAUCACCAACUUGGAGUAUGUUUUUCUCAUUUUACCUUUGAUCAAAACCGACUUCAUACUGAAGCAGGAAGGUGGUUAUUUGUACGAAAAACAGGUAUCGGUGGAAAAAUUUUAUCAUGUAAGGAAGCAGAAAAACACCAUAACGACACAAGCAAUGCUCUAAAAUAUAUUGGAAAAUGGAUAAUGUCAGUAGCAGAAUCAGAUGAUCAAAUUUUGCAAGAGAGACUUCUUUCAUUAGUAACUUCAGCAUUAACCAUUUUCAAUAAUGAACUAAUGAGUAAAAACUUAACCUCAACAGAAAAAGAGCCGGAAAAAUUGCCAAGCAAGUUACUUGUUCUAAUGGCAUUGAAAAUGAGAAAAGCUUCAAUAGUAGGAGAAAAUUUAGGAAAAAACAUUUUGUCUUUGUAUUCUGAAAUUCAGAAAAAUAUUAGCCAGUUAGAGAAACCGAGUUUUUAUGAAGACUACUUCAAUGCAUUGCCUAAAACAAUUUCACGUGUUAUAUCUUACACUAAGCGGCAUGAAAACCGUCUUGAAAAUUUUAGAAUGCAUCAUGCUAACCCUCGAGAAAAUCUAAUUAAAAAAUUAAACAUUUGGAAUCUUUCUGCGAUUAACAAUAUCGACUUUAAGGCUUCUACAUUCUUACAAGUCAACAUUUUUGACAUUUUGACCAUGAUGCUGAAGAUUAAGGCAGAUCAAAGUGAAAACAAUCGUUUAUCAACGCUUCUUGCUGAAUAUACUGAUGAUGUUGUGGCAAGUCAAAGUGAUAAAGAGGAUAAAGAGAAAAAAACAAAUAAUCAAGUAGACAGCCUCCCACUAGCAUCAAUUAUUCAAGAAAGUAUUUCAUCAACAUUGCAACAGACGCCAUUACCUUUUGAAACCGAUCAGCUGUCUGAAGCAACAAUUUCAAAUGUGUUGUUGCAACUUAAUGCUGUCUCUUCUGACUGGACGAAUGAGAGAGUCAAAAUAUUUUGGAGGAAUAACCG